Molecule: messenger RNA, 2362 nt
Organism: Dromaius novaehollandiae (emu)
Lineage: Eukaryota; Metazoa; Chordata; Aves; Casuariiformes; Dromaiidae
Gene: CNTD1
Product: cyclin N-terminal domain containing 1
Exons: 7
Coding region: 127-1116 (329 amino acids)
Biological process (GO): reciprocal meiotic recombination
Cellular component (GO): site of double-strand break
Source: RefSeq, a predicted model, not a curated record
AGGGGAGCGCGUGGCCGGCCGCGAGGAGAGGCGCGCUCCGAUUGGCGGGCGGGGACCCCGUGACCCGGCGGCGCUGAGGUGGGGCAGGCUGCUCUCAACCGGUCCGGACCGGCCCGCCUCGAGCCCAUGGGGUCGCCGGCGCCAGCAGCGUGCAGGUUCCGCACCUCGGAGCCCGUCUUUGGCGAGGUCGCCCCCGAGGUCAUCGAGGAGAUGUUGAUCCAUUUAGCUACGGAGAACGAGCGGUGCCUGCGCGAGCUCUCGGGUGAGGCGGGCCGCUUCAGAGAGGCCCAGAUAGUUGAAUUUAUAUUUCUUUUGUCUGAAAAAUGGCACUUGGACCAAUCGGCAAGGUAUCAAGCAGUAGAAAUACUUGAAAGGUUUAUGAUAAAGCAAGUAGAACAAAUUUGUAAGUCCCCCAGAGAAGGCAGAAAAAGUAGUGAACAAGGACAAGGGAAAGGCUGGAGCUCUCUGAAAGAUGAGAUAUACGAUACAUUUGUCCUGCGACUUGUGUCAUGCAUUCAACUUGCAAGCAAACUUUCCUUACACUAUAAUAUAGUUAACAGUGACAGAGCUUUAAAAUUUCUGCAGUCCUUAAAAUACUCAUACACUAAGCAGGAAUUGCUUGAGUCAGAACUUGCCAUUUUAAAAGCUCUGCACUUCCAGAUCAAUGUGUCAACUCCUCUAGCUUAUGUUGAAUUGCUUCUAGAGGUUUUAGGACAUAAUGGCUGCUUACUUCCUGCAAAACCACUGCAUGAGAUGUGUAUGCACCUAUUAGACUUCUCCUAUCUUACAAGAGAUGCCAUCUAUGAUACUUUGUUGAAAAUUGCUAUUGAAAAUUCAACACCAAGCAAACUGCAGAUAGCAAAGUUUUUGACAGUCAAGGAAGAUUUCAUGCUUUUGGCAGUUGGAAUCAUCAGCACAAGUGCUUUCAUAUUAAACCCCAAGCACUGGAAUCAGGUUGUGGAACAUUUAAACUGUAUCACUGGCAUUACUUCACAAAGUAUCUUAGAAUUUUCUUAUGCAAUAUUGAAACACAUCAUUGGCAGUACCACUCCAAAGCAGCACUAUAGGAACAGUGGAACAAGAGCUCCAGAGAACAGAAUUAUACUUCUUAAGUAGAGUUAUGUCUUCUGUAGGUAUUUCCUAGCAUAUCAGUAACAGACUUCUGUAUCACUGGUAACAGUCCAUCUCUUGUGAUACUGCACACAAAACCCAAAUAAAUUUGUUUUUACUUUUGUUUUUGAACACCAGGUGUUUUGUAACAUUGCAAAUGCUGUAUUUUAAUUAGAAAAGCUCAUCUUUGCAGGCUAUGCACUAAUGCUUUGAAGGGAGGGACACAGGAACAAAGUAGUACUUAGAAAUACCUCUUUCAGCACCAGAAGCUUUAUUGUAAGAGCUACAUCUUCUAAGUUAUGAAUAUAAGUUUCCUUUGAAGAAACAGAAAACUGUAAGAAGAGUCUUGUUUCGAAAAGGCAUUGAUGUGAAUGGUAAUUUGUUUGGUAAUUGGUAUUGCUAGAAGGAACUCACAAGCCCAAUCAUCACAAACAAGGCCAUGCUUUCUUUCUGCAUUCACUGCUGUUUCAAAAACUAGCUAUUGCCUCAGGCAGCUUGCUGCAGCCAGGUUGCUUGUUACUGCGUGCUCCCUCUUCCCCAGUGCUCAAAAACUUGUUUGUUCUUACCCUAAGAAAGUCAGCUAGUUGACCAGUGUUGUGUAAAGAACAGACUUCCACCUAUCUUGUAAAGUCUGAUGUAAUUGUCAUGGCAGCAUGUCCACUGAAGUUCCAAAGGAUGUUUAUGCUGUGACUCGUGCAUACGCUAGGCGAAAGCCCCCUUUGCAAAGAAUACUGUUUUAUUAUGGUGUUACUCAGUGCACCUCCUUGCAAGAACAGACUGCAGAAAGUAUUACAGAUAGUUAAUGCCAUCAUAGCUAAUUGUGCCACUGAACUUUACUAAGGUUUGAUACUGUACACUAUGUUAAGUGCUCAGAUGAGACUUUAGAAAACAUUUUACUUUGAAUUGUAGUUAGCCUUUAGUGACCAAGCAGAGCUUCCAUGAUUUUUUCCAUGUUAUUCCCUGUGUUGGUAGCAUUUCAUUUCUCUAACUUGCAUGUUCUGCUAAGUUUUAACACAGUAAUAUCAAACGCACUGGUGUUUUAAGAGUAUGACAAUAAUCUAUAUACAAAUACUAUAUAUAUACACAUAUACACACAGAUAUAAACCCCCAAAACACCAGUUUCAUCUAUUUAAUAGCUGAAUUUUUUAUUCUGUUCUGCUCAAUGAUAUAACUUUACAUAUUGCUUUUCUAUAUACUACUUGUAAUAAUGGUAUUUUAAAUAAAGUGUCUUGUGGAUUUUUGGUAUUGUAAA